CUCGACAUUCCAACUCGCUUCAUUCUUUUCCACCAGCUUUUACGUGAAUAGUUACCGUUAAUAGUAUGCCCGUCGUGGAUUGUUCAAAGGGUUCGGUCGGAAACGGUAGGCAAGCAUCAUCCGCCGUCUGUAAUUCUCGAAAUCGUCGCCUCCUUCCUCCCCGGCCUCCUCUUCACCACCGCCCCCCACGCCGACUCCCUCCCCUCCUGUCGUCUGCAUGUUCACUGGCGCCUUCACACCUGUCUUCCCCUCAGCUCCCAGCCCCUGACCUUCGUUCCAUCCCUGCUUCUUCAACAGCUGCAUGCCCACAUUGGUCUCCGCCUCCAGCCGGUUGGCCGCAAAGUCUCCUUCGUCCCCUCCCUUCCCUGCCCCGCCUUUCCCCGCCGACUGCAAGAGCCGUUCCAUCUCCCCGGCAGGGAGGUAUUGCGCCACGUGGUGUCGCCCCUUGGAGGCCAGCGUCACGUGCAAGGCGUCCUCGGCCGUCUGGAGCAUCUCCUUCGCACGUUUUCGGUGUUCCCAGGUCCCACCGUCUUCCACCCCGCCCGCUGCCCGGCGAUUCUCGGCUUCAAUGGCACGGAUCGCCUCCCCUUCGCUCUGUCCCUUCCCUUCUUUUUCCGCCAACUCCUCGUAGUACAAGGCCCGCUCCUGGAAGAGCUCCACCUCCUUCCCGCCCUCCUUCCCGCCCUCCGCCAAGGCCUUCAGACGGGCCGCCUCCCGG
This is a messenger RNA of Nannochloropsis gaditana CCMP526, 718 nucleotides long. Its product is annotated as arginine serine rich splicing factor sf4. The annotation marks the transcript as partial. The transcript has a single exon. The record is from RefSeq and is a predicted model, not a curated record.